Molecule: messenger RNA, 834 nt
Organism: Notechis scutatus (mainland tiger snake)
Lineage: Eukaryota; Metazoa; Chordata; Lepidosauria; Squamata; Elapidae
Source: RefSeq, a predicted model, not a curated record
AUGGACAAGCAGAUUGAAGCUGGGGUGGCCUCAUGCAGGAAAUGCCAGGAAGCCAGACCAAACCCUCCCCCUGCGCCAAUUCUGGAAUGGGAGACCCCCAGAGGGCCAUGGUCCAGGGUCCAUAUAGACUUUGCCGGACCCACAAAAGGACCCACAUUCCUAAUAAUGGUCGACGCUUACUCCAACUGGCUGGAGGUUAGCGUCAUGAAAUCCACCACCACGGAGGCCGUUAUCAAAGAACUAACCAAACUGUUUACCACCCAUGGACUACCAGACGUGCUAGUGUCAGACAGCGGGCCACAAUUUACCGCACUGGCAUUCGAGAAAUUUCUGGCUGAACGGGGCAUACGGCAUGCGUUGACAGCGCCCGCUCAUCCAGCGGCAAACGGGCAGGCGGAACGCAUGGUUCGUUACACAAAAAAUACAAUAGAAAAAAUCGAAACCGGGGACAUACACGACAAAAUAAAUAAAAUGCUACUGAUACAACACAUAACACCCAACACAAUGACGAAUAAAAGCCCAGCAGAGCUACUAAUGGGCAGAAAACUACAAUCCCAACUAGAUAGACUGCACCCCACAUACAACCCCGAAAACCCCCCAGAUUCGUUGAGCAAAUACCGAAUAUUUGCCCCAGGAGAUGCAGUCUAUGCUAAAAACUUCACAGGGGAUCCGCUCUGGAUACCAGCAAAAAUAACCCAGGUCCAUGAUAGAAAGUGUCCUCAGAGCCGCGACAGGCAGGCAUUACAGAGAGUUACUAAUUCAGCACAAGAAACCAUUGGUUUCCUCCUAACACUACUGGAUGACAUCCCCAGGUCUUUCUCUUUCAGCAGAUAA